Molecule: messenger RNA, 1544 nt
Organism: Tachyglossus aculeatus (Australian echidna)
Lineage: Eukaryota; Metazoa; Chordata; Mammalia; Monotremata; Tachyglossidae
Gene: PIPOX
Product: pipecolic acid and sarcosine oxidase
Exons: 8
Coding region: 1-1182 (393 amino acids)
Cellular component (GO): peroxisome
Molecular function (GO): flavin adenine dinucleotide binding; sarcosine oxidase activity; L-pipecolate oxidase activity
Source: RefSeq, a predicted model, not a curated record
AUGGCAGUGUCCAGUGCCCCUGGCAGGGCUCUCUACGAUGCCAUCGUGGUAGGGGCGGGGAUCCAGGGUUCCUUCACUGCUUACCACCUAGCCAAGCGGGAGAAAGAAGUUCUCUUGUUGGAACAGUUCCCCCUCCCUCACUCGCGAGGCAGCUCACAUGGGCAGACCCGCAUCAUCCGGAAAGUGUAUCCCGAGGACUUCUACACACGGAUGAUGGGCCAGUGCUACCAGCUAUGGGCACAGCUGGAACGUGAGGCGGGCAUCCAGCUGUGCAGGCAGACGGGGCUGCUGGUGCUGGGAAGAGCGGAGAACCCCGAGUUCCAGGCCUUGCGGGACUCCCUGGCCCAGCACGGGAUUACCCACCAGGCCCUGCCCCCUGAGGAGCUGCAGCGGCGCUUUCCUGGGAUCAGGGUGCCAGGGGGCGAAGAAGGGAUUUUGGAGCAGAGCGGGGGUGUGCUGUUUGCAGACAAAGCCCUUAGGGCCCUGCAGGAUGCCGUCCGACAGCUGGGAGGCGUGGUGCGUGACGGGGAGAAGGUGCUGGAGAUAGAGCCGGGGUUCCCGGUUACCGUGACAACAAGCUCCGGGACAUAUCACGCCAAGAACCUGGUGAUUACUGCAGGACCCUGGACCAAUCGCCUUCUCCUUCCCCUGGGACUCCAAUUGCCUCUUCAGACUCUUCGCAUCAAUGUGUGCUACUGGCGGGAGAAGGAACCUGGCACCUAUGGGGCAGCCAGUGGCUUUCCCUGCUUCAUAGGGGUGAACCUGGGCCCAGCUCCCCACCACAUCUACGGGCUGCCCGCAGGGGAGUACCCGGGGCUGGUGAAGGUCUGCUAUCACCAUGGCAAUGAGGAGGACCCCGAGGAGCCUGACUGUCCAUCGGUGACCUCUGACAUCCAGAUCCUCAGUGACUUUGUGAGGGACUACUUGCCCGGCCUGCAGCCCGAGCCUGCGGUGGUAGACCGCUGCAUGUACACGAACACUCCAGAUGGACACUUCAUCCUGGAUCGCCACCCAACUCAUCCCAACAUCAUCAUUGGAGCGGGAUUCUCCGGGCAUGGCUUCAAGCUGUCCCCACUGGUCGGGAAGUUCCUGUGUGAGCUCAGCCUGGGCAGGGAUCCAUCCCACGAUCUGGCACCAUUUCGGAUCUCCCGUUUCUGCGGCCUGGGCAAGGCCAGCCUGUGACUGCCCUGGGCAGAGCCGGCCCAGGACCCCUCUGGGCAGCUUCUCCUUGGCAGGUGGUUUCAACAUUGCCUGCCUCAAGGCAUGCCACCCAGUUUGUUGUCCUGGGAGAGUCCCCAAACCACCACUUUUCCCUGUUCUAAUUCUCUUCCCCCUUCUGAGAGAGAGAGAUCAAAGGACCCAGGGGACCCCAGACCAAAAGUUAGACUAUAGAAAGAACUUCCCAGAUGUCAGGUGAGGGAAACCUAGGAAUGAAACUGAGGGAAGUUGUGGGAUCUAGUAGAAGGAGCAUGGCCUAGUGGAUAGAACAUGGAACUGGGAGUUAAAAGGACCUAGGUUCUAAUCCCGACUCUGCUACUUGUCUG